Messenger RNA from Osmia lignaria (orchard mason bee), 2457 nucleotides. It is a transcript of the gene Drat, whose product is annotated as Death resistor Adh domain containing target. The record is from RefSeq and is a predicted model, not a curated record. Lineage: Eukaryota; Metazoa; Arthropoda; Insecta; Hymenoptera; Megachilidae. Gene Ontology annotation, molecular function: oxidoreductase activity.
CGAGCGUGGACGCGUUCGUUUAGUGCGUCUCUUGCAGUCAGCGAGAAGAGUUGUCUUUAUCAGCUGUUUACCCUUUCAUUUAACUCUUUUUGUUUUCUUUCUUUCAAUUGUUAAAACGAUUCGGUCGAAUCGAGUGCGCAUCGCGUGUAUUUGAGUCGUUCCGAGCGUGUACGAACUGAGAAAAUCUCAGUUGAUUUUGUGAAGAGUUACGAAAAGAGACGAAGGAAUAACUGUAAUCGUUGGGAAUUGUGGAGGCGAAGAUAAUUGUUGUAACACAGAAUGCCUAUCGAAUUGGAAUCAGUGGCACCGAUUACUCAUAAACCCUGUUCACCUUGCAACGGGGAAAAGAUGAACAAAUUAUGCAGACAAGUGUCCAUCGAGAGCCCCAGCGUAACAGGUCGCGAAUGGGUGUUCAGUUUCGAUGUUCCUGUCCCGGAUGUGCCCGCAAACGGUGCCCGUAUCCGAGUGAUGUGUGCAGGAGCCUGUUACCAUCCCCGUCGUUCACCGAGUCUAUCCAGCCUGACUUCCGUUUCCAGCAGUAGCAGUUUAGCAACAGAAGUUUCAUUAGAAGGAGAUUUUCCGCUCUCCUUGCCGCAUCACGGAGUCCGGGAUGCGGCUCUCUUCCCUGGAUACGAGGUUGCAGGUGUAAUCGAAUCUCUUGGGGCCAAUGUACCCGAAGACUGCGGCUACUCCAUUGGAGAUCGAGUGAUCCUCUAUCCUUACGAGGGCAUACCCAAUGGAUACGUUGAAUACCUCGUCGUCCACGAUCUUAAAUAUCUCAUAAAGCUACCCGACAACGUUAGCCUCAGUGUCGCAGCCAUGUUACCCGCUGGAGCUUUAUUAGCCAUGAAUACCGUCUUCGCUGCUCAUGAACAUGUCCAGCAAUUGCUGAAGGAAAGAGACGCAACGAGCGUCUGCAAGAUUUUAAUCGUUGGUACCGGUGGUCUGGCACUCUGGGCUCUUAGAAUCGCGGCAUAUUACUUCAGCAACAUGAGGGAUAGGGUUACUAUCACUAUUGCUUCUUUGAAGGAUGAUGGAUUAACCAUGGCACAGGAAUUCCAACGCGUAAACGUGGUGCAAUGGAGCGAGGGUCUGUACGAGAAGCAGCUGAUCGAACGGACGAUGGACGCGUGUCAGGGCCACGUGGACGUGGUUAUUGAUUUCGGCAUAACAUCGCGCAGUCUUCAUCGUAGCAUGCAAUGCCUGAGCAAAGGAGGUGUCGUCUUUGUGAUAAAAGAUGUAGCCGAUCGUCUUCUGCCGAAAUUCAGUAGACGUGCAGAGGAAUGGCAACAGAGUAUCAAACCGGUAGAGCCAGGUUCCUUGGAACAGCUCCGAGAAUUGGUUGAAUUGGUUGCUUCCGGUAAGAUCGAACCACCUCCGCACACCGUCUAUCCAGCCGAGGAUGUGAUGGACGUGGUUCGCAAAUUAUGCCAUUCCGAGAUCCAAGGACGCGCGAUUUUACGUUUCUAUCCAGCGGAUUAAGGCUGCUGUUAAAAUGGAAACAUUGCGUGUCGCGCGCGGAUCGACACAAGAGCUCGCAAGCGAGGAGAGGAUUGAAUGAGCAGACCUAAUUACCUUUGAUUAAUUAGACACGUUCAGGCCGACGCGGCUAAACUGGGAUACCGAAUAGAAGUUUGAAAUUCUCACAGCUGCGAGACGAGGUGUUUGGAGAUUAUUCAUGAGGAAUAACAUCGGUACAUAGGUAUCACAGGCAUGGUUGUUAAUCGCGAUCAAUGUUACUUUGAAUCGGUACUAUAUAGAUUGUACCCCCGUUCUGUAAGUUAUCGAUAACAGCGUUUGCUGUGUCAUUAGUUUCACGACUAUCGCGAGAAUAAGAACAACGUGACACGCGAAUUCGUGAAACUGUAUCGUUCGUAGAAUAGUAAAAGGUAGAAAGAAACAAGCCGAUGUGACGUAAAUCGCGGAGAGUAAGUAUUAUAGAGAAAGUUUUGCGUUGAACUCGAUACAGCAUCGCGGAAUUUUCCGUGUUUCAUAUUCUCGUGGAUUGCUUUCACUUAAACGAUUAAUAAUAAUAUUAUCACGUUUCAAUUUCGUGUUGCUGAUCGCUGAAGAAAGAGGGCAAUUCUUCUUUCGACGUUCCGGUUUCUUGAUCGGAUAACAAAAUCCGAUCAUCGAACGGAGUCGUCUAACGAGAAUUCGCCAAGUUAAGUCUUUGGAUAGAUUUUAAGCUUACGUGGUAAAAAAAAAAAAAAAUGGAUACGUAAGUUCGAUGUAACAGGUGAUUAAUCGUACCAUCAACUAUUUAACGUCAAUUGAAUCGUAAUCAUCGUGGUUAGUUUCUAAAAUGAGAUAAUACCGGCCUGCAAUCACUGCGUUUGUCGGAAAAUUUCAACGGAGACUGUAAUUGGAUACUCAGAGUCAUAUUGGAAUGAUAUUUGUCCCAAUUUUUAUUGGGUAUUAACACUAUCUGCCGGUGAACUGUUUCACAAAAAAAAA